CUGAGAUAGUGUAAAAUGUUGCAAUUUAACUUUUUAAAUGUCUUUUGAACUACGGCAUUAUCGGCACUAUCUUUUAGAAGUGAAAUAUAAGAAAAAAGUGAAAAAGAAAGUAUCAUUCCAGUUGCCAUCGAGGGAAGGUUUGACGACGCCUAGGAGCGCUCGAGCUCCUAUUGGCAGGAGACCAACGGGCACACUACCACAUCAACGUAUUAAGAAGGAGCAAAAAGAGAAGGUGCCAGAAAGUCCGCCGGAGAUGGAUUCUCCAGUGGGCAGCGUGGGCAGCGACUUGCGGCGGCAGAACGAGGAGCUACGCGCCCGCCUCGCUGGCGAGAGUGCUGACCACCGGCGGCGGCUUGAUGCUUACCGCAGGGCGCAGCAGGGGCAGGCGGCUUUGGUGUCCAGGCUUCAAGCGAAGGUUCUCCAAUACAAGCAAAGAUGUUCGGAGCUAGAGAACCAAAUGUUGGAGACGACUCCUCGCAGCGAACCCAGCUACCGGCAGCCCACCGGCAAGAUCGCUUUACCGGCGCCUUCUGCACUGUCCACUGUCACUCCAUCGACAUCCGACCGUCGGGAUGAGCGUAUUAAUGACUUGGAAACUGCCCUGCGUAGGCUUGACGAGGAAAAACGCAAAUGUGAGAAGUUAGUAUCUCAAAACAACCUGUUGCGAGACCAGCUGGAGGAGUCACACCAGCUGAACGAAGCCCUCACCAAUGACCUGCAGAAGCUCACCAAUGACUGGGAAGCCUUGAGGGAUGAAAUGGCCAUAAAGGAGGAUGAGUGGAAGGAUGAGGAACAGGCCUUCAAUGACUACUAUUCAAGCGAGCACAACCGUCUCCUAAACCUCUGGCGCGAGGUGGUCUCAGUCAAGCGCUUCUUCUCCGAGCUUCAGACUAACACCGAGAGAGAUCUCUACAAAGUGAAGAACGACAUUGACUCUGCUGCUCGGGAACUUGUUGGCACUUUGAGUGGAUAUGCUAUAACUGCUUAUGCUUCCCAAGGCUCCAAGCCUGACUCACAACAGCAAUAUUCAAGCACAUGCGUUACGCAAUCGACCUCAAGUUCAACAGUGGAAGUUCUUAGAGUGGAGCUGCAUACGAUCACUUCGCAACGCGACUCCGCAAUCGCUGAGCUGCGGGAAAGAGACAACCGCAUACAACGCUUGCUGGGAGAACUACAGGGCUUGGAGGAGCGCUGCGAAUGCGCGGAGACACUGUGUUCGGAGGCAGGCAUUAUGCGCUCGGCUUUAGAGGAGGUUGCCCGCGCGCUCAUACAGGACUCUGAGGCCGAUGCGGCGCCACAACACCUGCAUAUAUCUGAGCGAUCGCCUAAACGGGGAGCUCCAACCUCGGGCAACGCUACUGCAUUCGCUGAGAGCACCAUAUCCGCAGUACAAGCCGCUUUGCACAAGUAUCAAAUACAGAUACAUGAAUUGCAGGUAAAACUGCAAAACACCAGAGAACAACUCCUGACAAGUAGAAAGCACUGUGAAGCGGCGGACAGUAGCAUAGCGUCUUUGGAAGGAAAAGUGCAAGAUUUGCAAGGUAAAUUAGAUCAAGCCAACACAGAUUUGAACCAACUCCUACAAGAGAAAGAUUCGAUGCAGAAGACCCUCGAAGCCUUGAGAAUAGAUAAGAACAAUCUAGAACGAAAUCGCGUUGAAAUCAAUGCUAUGGUGGAGUCCUUAACAUCGGAUUACGAGAAGCUUCAAAAAAUUAACAGUCGCCUGGAAAAGAACAUCGAAUCUCUUGAGGGCGAGAAACGCGCGCUGAACUCCGAAGUUGACCGUUUACAUCGGGAGGCGUCCAGUAGAGAAUCUGUUUUGAGGGCCGAAGAAGAGCGUUCGUCGCGAAUGCGUGCUGAACUCGUGACGCUAAGAGAGGAGCUUAACAAGAUCGCUUUGGCGAGAGAUUUGCUGGACCAGCAGAAGUUAGAAGCCGACGCCAUACUGUCGCAGAUGGAGAAAAACAGAAGUGAACUAGAAAUUGAGUUAGAAAGAACUUUAAUAGAACGCGGAGAUUUCCAAGAUUUAGUGGAGAAGUUGCAAAAUCUAGUCCGAAAUCUGGAAGCAGAUAAGAAGAAGCUUCAGGAAGACGUUAAACAUCUCGAAGACGACAGAUCGUCCCUGUCAAACCAGUCAUCAGACCUACAGGGUGAUCUGAAUUCGCUCCGCAAGGAGUUGCUAGCAGCUGAGCAGAACAGGAUGGAGUUGGAGGCAGAUAAGGCGUCUCUGCAUGAGAAGAUCAAGUUCCUAGAGGGAGAGAGGGAGAAAGUUGAAAUGGAGUUACGGCAAGUGAUGAGAGAGCGUGGUGAACUCAGUUCCCAAUUAACGGCGAUGGCUCGUAAGAAAGACACACUGAACGAAGAGAUCAUACGUUUGCAACAACGAUUGGAGCAGGCGAACGAAACUAUCGGCCGACUGAACCGGUCUCUUGAUGAUCAUGUUAAAGAUUCGGAGGAAAAACAGUUAUUAAUAGAUAAUUUGGAGAAAGACAAGCAGCAUUUGCAAGAGCAGCUAGCGGGAGUUAGGUCUGAGAAGGACGCGCUAGAGGCGGUGUUGUUUGAUACGGCCAACAUGCUGGAAGAUGCGGAGAAUAAAAGGAGCAAGUUGGAACAUGACUUGCAGGAAACGCUUGUCCAGCAGGAGAAUUAUAAAGGUCAAAUCGCCCGCCUGACAAAAGAUCUGGAAAACAGUGAAAAGAAACUUCGAGAGACAAGGAACAGCAUGUCGCAGCAAUCUGGCAAGAAAGAGGCCGAGUACCAGCAGGUCAUCACAAAUCUCAACCGGACCACUACGGAGAAUAUUACUAAACUUAAAGAGGAAAAGGAACAAUUGCGUCAAUCAUUAGAACAGAAACUUAGCCAAACAAUAGCGUCACUGACGAGUGAGAGGGAAGCAUUCGAGGCUGCCGCGAGAGAGAAAGAGAAGAAGCUAUUGGCAGCUCGCGAUCAGUUGAUGUUGCAACAUGACGAGGCUAUGUUGAGGGCUGAGAAUGAUAAACAACAGGCUUUGCUUAUGGCUCAUCAAGAACACCAAGCCCUGAUGGAGAGGCUAGAAGAAGCGAAACGCAUACUCUGUUGCGAGCAGAACAAGCUAGAGCGUGUGCGGCGCGACGCGCAGGCGCGGUCGGAUCAAGACAGGAAUCAUAUCAACCAGUUGAAGGAUGACUUGGCCGCUUUGAAGACCAGGCUGGAGGAAGCCAAGGCCGCGGCAGAAGACGAUUGCGCUCGUUUCGAGAACCGCAUCAAAGAGUUGCACCUGGAGAAGGAGGCAGUCAACCGCGAGUGUCAGGAGACUCGCGCGCAACUGUCGCUCGCGGAGGACAAGUACGACGCCGCGUAUGCGCAGUUGCAAGACACUUUGCGCAAACUGAAGGACUUGGAAAACGAAACAGAAAGUCUCCGCAAAGAACUAACCGAUACGCGUCGCCAACUCAGCAACUGUACGGCUGAAAGGGAUAAAUACAAUAGCGCAUGUAGGGAAUUGCGCGAACAUGUCAAACGCUCGGAGCAUGAGAGACGAGAUGCGGCCAGAGCAAGAGACGAGGCUUAUCACAAGAUCGCAGGGUUGGAAGAAAAUCGCACGACUCUUGAGCUGGAGCUAUCGCGCGUGCAAACAAUGCUGAAGGAGGCGGAGAGUGGCGGCGAACACACGGAGCGCUCUCUGCGUGCUACGGAGGCGCAGUUGAAGAGAGAGCGCGCCGCCUUGGAGCAGGCGCAGCAUGACAUCAAGGAGUUGCAGUCUAGGUUGCAAAAUGAGAGCGAGGAGCGCGAGCGUUGCGCGGGCGACGCGGCGACGGCUAAGCGUCACAGCGCUGAACUGGAGGCGAUGCUAGCCGCAGCCCGCUCCGACCUGGCCGCGGCCAGGCAACGCGGCGCAGAGCUGGAGGAGGCUUGCCGGGCUAGAGAUCAGGAACUGGUACUGCGUUUGGAAGACUGCAGGUCCAAAGAGCGUCGCUUGGAGGAGCUCAAACACAACUUGGAAGUAUGUCUCGCUGAUGCUACGCAGCAGAUUCAGGAGUUGAAGACACGUCUCGGCGCCAGCGAAAGCCGCUGUCGCGCGGUAGAAACAGCGCUCGCUCAGACAGAAGCGGGCAGGCGUGAAGCCGAAGCGCGCCUGUCGUCAGUAGCGCACUCGCUGCGCAGAGUGUGCGGCAUCCAGCCCGACGGCAGCGUGCAGCAGGCGGCCAGGAGACGCCUCGCCAGUCCGUCCCGGCGAUACAGCCCGCACAGAGGUCGUGACCACUCGGAAGAUCGCAACGAGAUUAUAGACGUAGAUCCGGAAAUAAUCAAGAAGGGUGUUAGGAACUUAAUGCACGAGGUUUGCCAGAUUGAAAGAGAAAAGGAUGACUUCAAGUCUCAAGUGGGCAUACUCAAGAAGCAACUCAAAGAAGCGACAGAACAGCAGGGCAAAGGCGAAGGUCGCUUGCAGUCACUGAACACCAACGUACGCGGCUUGCAAGAAGAAAAGGCGCGAUUGCAAGCCGCUUUGGGCCAGAAGGAUGCGCAGUUGAAUGGUUUGAACGAGUCGGUACAGUCAAAGACUAUAGAAAUCAGUAAUCUGAGAGACAAGAUCACCAGUCUAGAAGCAACGUUGAGCUCCGUCACCGAAGAGAAAGUGCAAAAUGAGAAUAAGGCUGAGAAUCUUCGACUGCAGUUGGCUGAACGCGUACAGGAAGUUGGACAGUUGCGCGAAGCUUUGGCAGCUGCCGAAGGUCGUGCUGCGAGGUUGGAUGUGCGUAGAGCGCAGUUGGAGGGAGACGUGCAACGAGCGGCCGUUGCCGCAAGAGAUCGCGAUCAAGCGCUCAAGAAACUUCAAGAGCGCUGCGAAGGCUACACCCGUACUAUCGCGUCACUAGAAGACAGAUGCACAUCUCUGAAGGGCACAGUCGAACAACUGUCGACAUCUCUACAAAAAGCAGCCGCCGCUGAGAGCGAGCUAAGAGCUGAGUUGAGUAAGACUCAGCGCAUGUUGAAUGAGGCGAAGAACAAUGAGGCCAAUGCUAUGGACAAGUUGAGGCAGAUGCAGAAGUGUAUCGCUAACUGUGAGAACGAGCGUCGCGUCCUAACCGAAAAGCUGGAAAGCGCCAAAGCAGUGCUCGGAGAGUUGAAACGCCACAACUGCUCUCUGGAAGACCAGGUGCAUCGCCUCACCAACCAGUUGGCAACCCUCGAAGCGCAGAAAGCCGAUUUCGAAUCCCAACUCCGCAUGACAACCUGGGACGGCAAGGAGAGUAACGACAGCAGCGAGUUGGAGCGCGAACUUCACGCCUUGCAACGCGACCGAUCCGAACUUAAAGCGAAAUGCGACGCCUUGCAAGACACCGUCCGGAAGUUAGAAGCGGAGCGGCGGAUGGUGCGUCCGUCAGUCACUUCCGCGCUUCGCAGCAAAAGCCACGAUCGCACUGAGAAGACUGUAUACUAUUCUUCGGAUCUGGAUUCAGGACCAGAUUCCACAAAAGACUCGCGCAUAUACAAAGAAGUUCCAUGUAAAGACAAACCGUACAGUGCAGAGUUCAGUCUGCUGGAACUCGAGAAUAGAGAGCUCAAGAUGAAGAUACGGCGUUUGGAGAAGGAACUUGCUGACAAAGAAUCUGAACUAACAUUAGCUCGCAACCGCUACUUUAGCGACGCGUCUAAUGGAGGCGCCAAUAAUAGACAAGAUAUAGAGCAGUACAGAAUGGCGGCAAUGCAAGCGGAGCGGCUCCUGGAGGCGAGAGAGGCCAGCUACAGACAACAGAUCAUGCGCCUUGAGAACCAGCUAUCGCAGCUUCGCUCGCAACUAUCAGCGGAGAUCCGUCGUCGCCAGGCGUACAUCGCCCGCAGCGGGCGCGCCGCUCGCGACGUGCAGGGCUUACGAUCUGCUCUCAGAGACUCGCUGAGGACUGUAUCGCAGGAUCCGGCAUUAGACUCCUACACGUUGGAGCACGAAGCGAGAAAGCUGGACAGCACUUUAACACACAGCCUGCCGCCUCUCAACGACAGCUAUGAUUCUUCCAAAUAAAA
This is a messenger RNA of Maniola jurtina (meadow brown), 6003 nucleotides long. It is a transcript of the gene Root, whose product is annotated as rootletin. Bases 38 to 6001 code for a protein of 1987 amino acids. The transcript is spliced from 38 exons. Lineage: Eukaryota; Metazoa; Arthropoda; Insecta; Lepidoptera; Nymphalidae. The record is from RefSeq and is a predicted model, not a curated record.